Molecule: messenger RNA, 1145 nt
Organism: Nyctereutes procyonoides (raccoon dog)
Lineage: Eukaryota; Metazoa; Chordata; Mammalia; Carnivora; Canidae
Gene: CERS1
Product: ceramide synthase 1
Exons: 7
Coding region: 1-1053 (350 amino acids)
Biological process (GO): ceramide biosynthetic process
Cellular component (GO): membrane
Molecular function (GO): sphingosine N-acyltransferase activity
Source: RefSeq, a predicted model, not a curated record
AUGGCGGCGGCGGGGACGGCGGCGGGGCCGGCGGGGCCCGAGCCCAUGCCGAGCUACGCGCAGCUGGUGCAGCGGGGCUGGGGCAGCGCGCUGGCGGCGGCGCGGGGCUGCGCGGACUGCGGCUGGGGGCUGGCGCGCCGCGGCCUGGCCGAGCACGCGCACCUGGCGCCGCCCGAGCUGCUGCUGCUGGCGCUCGGCGCGCUCGGCUGGACGGCGCUGCGCUCCGCGGCCACCGCGCGCCUCUUUCGGCCCCUGGCCAAACGGUGUCGCCUCCAGCCUAGAGAUGCCGCCAAGAUGCCUGAGAGCGCCUGGAAGUUUCUUUUCUAUCUGGGCGCCUGGAGCUACAGUGCCUACCUGCUAUUUGGCACCGACUACCCGUUCUUUCACGACCCACCCUCCGUCUUCUACGACUGGAUGCCGGGCAUGGCGGUACCACGGGACAUCGCAGCCGCCUACCUGCUGCAGGGAAGCUUUUAUGGCCACUCCAUCUAUGCCACGUUGUACAUGGACGCCUGGCGCAAGGACUCGGUGGUCAUGCUCAUCCACCAUGUCGUCACCCUGGUCCUCAUCGUCUCCUCCUAUGCCUUCCGGUAUCACAACGUGGGCAUCCUCGUGCUCUUCCUGCACGACAUUAGCGACGUGCAGCUGGAGUUUACCAAACUCAAUGUCUACUUCAAGUCCCGAGGAGGCUCCCACCACCGCCUCCACGCCCUGGCGGCGGACCUGGGCUGCCUCAGCUUCAGCGUCAGCUGGUUCUGGUUCCGCCUCUACUGGUUUCCGCUCAAGGUUCUGUACGCCACGUGCCACUGCAGCCUUCGCUCAGUGCCGGACAUCCCCUUCUACUUCUUCUUCAAUGCACUCCUCCUGUUGCUCACCCUCAUGAACCUCUACUGGUUUCUGUACAUCGUGGCUUUUGCCGCCAAGGUGCUGACGGGCCAGGUGCGUGAACUGAAGGACGUGCGGGAAUACGACGCAGCAGAGGCCCAGAGCCCCAAGCCCGGCAAAGCUGAGAAGCCGCUGCGGAACGGCCUGCUGAAAGACAAGCGCUUCUGAGCUCCGUGGUCGCCGGCCCACCCCUCAGCACCCUCCCCGCCCGGCCCCGCCCCCUCGGAACCGACCCCGCCCCUCCCCGGGACUCCGGCUCU